Messenger RNA from Catharus ustulatus (Swainson's thrush), 3294 nucleotides. It is a transcript of the gene COMMD6, whose product is annotated as COMM domain containing 6. The transcript has 7 exons. Lineage: Eukaryota; Metazoa; Chordata; Aves; Passeriformes; Turdidae. The record is from RefSeq and is a predicted model, not a curated record. Bases 1 to 636 code for a protein of 211 amino acids. Gene Ontology annotation, molecular function: NF-kappaB binding.
AUGGCUGCCGGCUCCUCGGGCGCGCUGGCGCGGGCGCUGGCGCGGGCGCUGGCGGCGCUGGAUGAUAGUGGUGCAAUGGAAAAGAUCCGUUUAAUACCUCAGGACUUUUUUGCAGAGCUGUGUGAACAAAUAAUUCAACAUCUGAACCAUAAGAUCCCAGGUAUAAAUACAGUUGACUUGUGUCAGAGAAUUCAAACAUCGGGGGUUGACAUUAAUAUUGGUGACCUGGCAAAAGUAGCUAACACUCUUUCAUUUCUAUUUAGCACAGCAGCCAGAAACAACCUCUCUACAGAAGAACUUGUCACCACCUUGGGCAGUGGCGUCAGCAUGCUGCCAAAACACGCAGUUCAAGUUAUUCGUCACGUGUGGAAUGAGCAGGGCAAAGCCAUUGCUGUGUCAGAAGAUGCAAGAGAUAUGGCCACAGUGGGGCAGUUUGUAGAUAUGAAAUGGAAACUGGGAGUUGCGAUGAGCUCUGACACCUGCAGGUCUCUGAAGUACCCGUAUGUCACAGUGACACUAACAGUGGCAGACCCUUCAGGACAAAUAACAGACAAGUCUUUUGAAAUGACAGUCCCACAGUUCAAGAACUUCUUCAGACAGUUCAAGGAAAUGGCAUCCGUUCUUGAAACGGUCUGAAAGGAACAAAGGAACUUUUAUUUCCAGUGACAUGUUGGAUGAAGAUCAAGUAAAACUUUUCAUUCUGCACAGGGAAUAAAGUGCCAUGGUUCAGCAAGGUACGUAUCCUUGUCUUCUUGACAGGAUUUGGUCAGCAUCACCCUUGCAUUGCUGUGAAGAUUUCCUCCCUUUCAAUUACUUGAAGUCAACUCUGCAGUAUUUGUGAAAAUGUGUCCAGCUUUGCUCAUCCUGGUAGACAAAAGAUCAGGAUGUGUAUGGAGAAGCAUCUCUAUAGACUUCGUAAUACCCACGAGUAAGAAAAUACACACAUACUCCACAGUGCAGAAAAACACCUGAACAUGCUGACUGGGAAGAUACUGAGACAAGUGUAAAUCCCAUGUUAAUAUUUUUGCCUGUAAAAUUAGGAUGGGCUUGGACUCAACAAUAUUACAUAUUAGGAGAAUACGAAGUUAUGUGUAACAAGCAUACAACUACUCUUGAAGAAUAGCAUUGUCAGGUAGCUGAUUGCAGCUAUUUUCAGAUCUGGCUUCCAGUUUUUAAUAACUGGAGAAAGUACUUGUCCUAACACCUUGUUCAUUUCGAAUAUUUAUUUCCCACCACCUAGGCUUAUAAAGACUGAAUUAAUGCAUUAAGUUUUUUCAGAGACCAAAAUUAUCUUAGAUGAAGCCCAGAGGCUAAUUUUACAUAAAGGGAGAAAGUCUAGUUAAUUCAAAAGCAUUUUAAUGGAUUCCUGAUUUUUCAUUCCAUCCACUGUGGCAUUUUGCCUGAUGUUUUGGUGAGCAGUUGUCUUUCUAAUUAAAUUAAAAUAUCGAUGAGUUACCUCACUUCUGAACUAGAAAAGUCAGGAGGAAACUUGAAGAUUCAGGCUGGAGAGGUAGCCAAGCACAUCAGAGAAAGGACCAUAUUAAAAGACUUCUUUGCAUGUUGCAUUGUAACAGGUAGCCACUGGACUGUGUUCUGCACGCUUGCCUUAAGAAGGUGUCUUAACCAGCAAAAUUUUGACUUUGAUGUUAAAGGAUGGGGGCAUUUCUAAAGGGAGUGAUAAAUCCAAUGUGCUUGCGUACUCUCCUCUUAAUUUGUUUUCCUCGAGUUUUCCGUAAAACAAAACACACUGCAAAUAUUGUGGGAUGUAAUGAAAGCAAUAUUGUUGCAUCUCCAGAUGUACAAGUGGUGUAAUAGAGCAAAUAAACCUGAAGAGAGAUAAUUCACACUGAUAAGCAGAUUGAAGUUUCUACUUCAACUUCAGGCUGGUAGAGACUGAGUACCAGCUUUGCUGGGAAGAUCCUCAAAUUAUUUCAGGCCCACUUAAAAUGCGAACAUCUGUUCUAACUUUCUAACUAAAAUCUGUUUUUAAAAUUAACAUUUUUAAGAGCUGGCUGAAAGUCACUGAUACAGGUUAUGCCUCCCUUUUUGUGUAGUCAAAAUAAACUGCAGCCCAUUGUACAUGCUGCAUAUGCUACAGUCCUUUCAGGAAUGCCCCUGUUUUAGGCAUUAUGCAUGAUGUGUGAAAAUAGUACUUGGAAUUGAUUAGAAGCCCAAAUAAAUGAAACAGUGUUGGCUUUGACAAAAGUUUUUGGCCAUGAGCAUGGCUCUGGAUGAUUCUUUAUGCUGGUUGAAGUCUGAGGUGUUUGCUUUGUGGCUGGGGAGAGCAAAUUGGUCUUUUCUGGGACCCUCCUGGUAUAGUGUCACAAAAUACUCUUGGGAGCACACUUCCUGUUUGCCUCUUGUCUCUUCCCUUGUCUGUCUGCAAGGGCUCAGGGCUGAACAUAGAGCAAACAAAUGUGUAUGGAAAAGUGAUGUGAGCAGCUAAUUUUUUUGUUGUUUUUUAAUUUGCAGAAAUUGUAAGGCUGCUAUAACUGGAAAAUAUUGUCAUGCUUUGGUCUAGUGAAUUAAUUGAUUUGCAUCAAUGCAGGAAAAAAAUAAGGUUGUCUCUUUUUUUUUAUGUAAAGCUGGAGCCUUACAAAUAACUUCCUAUGUGUUCUAAUGCACAUAAGUUCUUCAUAUAGGUGGAAGUACUUGUGCCUUUAUUGGAACUGCAUGGAAAAGAUUUAAUUAAUCAUGUCUUAACAAUUCAGUAGAUGUUGGAAGGUAAUGAGGAAAUUCCCAGUUAGCAUUUUUGCUUGCUCCAUCAGCAAGAGGAGAAAGUCGUCAGCCUUUGUAAAGACUUAUUUUGUCAAGCCAGAUAUUCUAGAAGUAUUGAGUAUUUUUUAAAUGUCCCUGAACUCCAGCAUGUUCUAAUUCUGGCUGGAAGAUGCUUGGACAUGUGUACUAUACCAGUUUACUGUCUUGAGAAUUUUCAGAGGAGUUAUGAUUUAAAGUUGGCUAUGUACUCAAACUUUUGAAAUGUGUCCUGAUCACUAUCAACAGGAAUUCCUCUACUGAGUAAUGGAAGAAUUAAGUAUUUUAUUAAAAGGAGACCAAACAAAAAAUGUAACAGUUUUAAGGGUAGCAGUACUAAUAUGUCAAAAAAAACUGGUGAUUUGUUUGUCUGUAUGUACAGAAAUCAGAUCUUUUCAAAGAGAAUCAGGAGUCCUUGUGUGGUCCUAAUUCCAAUUGUUGAUUAAUAGAAAUUGUAUAACAUGAAUAUUUUUGUAUGUCCACAGACAGUCAUUAAAUAUGUAGCUAAUAAAGACAAAGCUGGUCUGUGUUUUGUUUUAA